Penaeus chinensis is the source of this 2365-nucleotide messenger RNA. RefSeq names its product venom protease-like. Gene Ontology annotation, molecular function: serine-type endopeptidase activity. The record is from RefSeq and is a predicted model, not a curated record. The transcript is spliced from 8 exons. The coding region runs from base 88 to 1218 and encodes 376 amino acids. NCBI's taxonomy places the organism in Eukaryota, Metazoa, Arthropoda, Malacostraca, Decapoda, Penaeidae. Gene Ontology annotation, biological process: proteolysis.
ACAAUAUAAACUUUGGAACGACAUCCAGUCGGCCUCGUCUAACGUCUGUCAUCAUUAACAGGACUUUUCUCGCUAUUAGUGGUGGGGAUGUAUUUAUUUACGGUGCUCUUGGUUGUGUUUAUCACUGAAGCCCAUGGUGAUGUGACGAGCGGACGAGGCGCUCCGGGUGAUGUGUGCGAGAUGGGCGGGGGCGUGAAGGGGCGCUGCGAGGAGGUGGGGGCGUGCCUGGAGGACGGAGGCGUGGUCAGAAGGGAAGGCGUGGUCACACUCUGCCAGCAGGAUCCCGGGGCCUUAAUUGUCUGCUGUCGGAAACCACAUCGAAUUGCUGACGAACUCUGCAGCGCGUGGUCGGGUUAUUGGCGCAGCGAGGGAGGACAGUGCAUACGGGAGAAUCAGCUGAUCGUCGGUGGCGUCACAGCAAAGCUCAGGGAAUUCCCACACAUUGCUAUUGUUGGUUACCAGUUGACUCCGAACUUAACAGAAUGGGAGUGCGGAGGAACCCUGAUAUCGCCGCACUAUGUCCUCACGGCUGCCCAUUGCUACAAAGAGGGUAAGCAGUACAUGGUCAAACUUGGCGAACACGACCUCGCUCACGACAACCAAAACGUGGCCUCGCGAAUAAGAGGUGACCUGCCCUCAUCGCUUUACAAGGUCGAGUCUCUCCGUCUGGAUACCACAGAGUCGAGUAAGGUCGAACAGCUCCUGAGGGGCCGCUUCAUCCUAUACCCGGAGUACCAUCACUUCAAGUAUCACGACAUUGCUCUUAUUGCUCUCGAGAAGCCGGCAACUUUUACCCUUAGUGUGUUGCCGGCUUGCUUGCCAACCGACCCUGAUAAGGACUUCGUCGGAGAAAAGGUGACUGUAGCAGGAUGGGGAUAUACUGGCAUAGGCGCUCCUGUCAUCACAGACAUCCUGCGGAAGGUCACAGUGCCUGUAAUCGACCUCCUCGAGUGCCAGUAUCUGACCCCAGACCCGUAUGGGUUAAGCACGCCCCUGGGUCUCAUGGAGGACCAGAUCUGCGCCGGCGCCCCUGGGAAGGACUCUUGCCAGGGCGACAGCGGAGGACCCUUGCUCUACCAGAAUUCCCGUAAUGUCCCCUGUGAGCACACCGUCAUUGGAGUGGUGAGCUUCGGCCAAGGCUGCGGGCGUCUUGGCGUCUACACGAGGGUCUCCUCCUACUUGGACUGGAUCACCGGAUUCAUCGCUCCGAACGCAUGAUGUGCCUACGAGAACGUAAACAAACGUUUGAAUCUAUCAGACAAUGUCACGUCGUUUAGAUAAUCACAUAUUCAGAUAUAGUCUAAAUCCCCAUAAAAGAAGAAAAAGCACAGAUGCAGACACACGAACCUUGUACACAAAGAUAAAAGAGUUACAAGACCACAAUAUAAACACUCCGAACUGAAAUGGACCCUGUAGUAACAUAUAUAGACAGGUAGAUAUAGAGAUAGAUACGCAUAUAUACACACACUGUGUGUGUGCGGGCGCGUGCGUGCCUCCACUCCCCCACACACAGUUCAUCAUUUUCUCUACACAAAACACUGAUUAAAGGCCCAUUCUCACAUAUCAGUAAUAAAUCAGUGCUGCGUCCGCACUCACACAUGUCCGGCGCAGUACUAUGUCUUGACUCUUUGUGUCAGUUACGCCUCCGUGCUGUGAAAUUGAAAAUGAUUGCCACUGAUAUCUUUAUUUUUAACGGACUUCGGACGUUGUAUUUCAACAAAAAUGAAUGUUUAAUUUCGCUUUAUUUUAAUACACAAAUUAAAGUACUGUAUUGAAAAAAAAAAAAAAAAAAAAAAAAAGCCUAAGGGAAAUUUCCUGUAUGGAUUUGAAUAGAUAAAUACAGUAAAUAGCCUAUUACAAAAUAUUUGUAUUAUUUAACCACAAACAAACUGCGCUUGGUGUUAUAGUCUUUUCUCCAGGGGGAAUAUACUUUUACAAGUUAGCCUCUUGUUUUACUGAGUACUGUGUUUAAACAAUUUUCAGGGAUUCUGAAGUACUGGAACAAUUUUUUUUUCCACCAUCAGUUAUCUCCUUGUACAGAUUAGCAAACUCUCAUUCAAUUUAUUUUAUUCCACGCUUUAUGUGAUCACUUUCUUUACUUCGGCUUAUGCUCCGCUUCUUCCUCUUCGUCAAGAAUUAUGGCAAUUAUUGCCAAUUCCACGUCUGAAAACUUUGCCGUUUUGAAAAUCACUGAUUUCACGCUGCAUAUUGUUACUCAGGGCCAUCAAUUAGGUGGUUGCCAAAACUCUGUCCCCCUCAAGACCUGUCUCUAGGCUUUCGGAAUUUUUUGUUAAAAAGAUUAGCUAGCUUUACUGUUGCAAUUAUUCCUGUAUCUAUUAUAAGGAUUAUACAAAUACCGUCUUCA